Molecule: messenger RNA, 1520 nt
Organism: Sphaerodactylus townsendi
Lineage: Eukaryota; Metazoa; Chordata; Lepidosauria; Squamata; Sphaerodactylidae
Gene: SKA2
Product: spindle and kinetochore associated complex subunit 2
Exons: 5
Coding region: 144-503 (119 amino acids)
Biological process (GO): cell division; mitotic cell cycle; chromosome segregation
Cellular component (GO): outer kinetochore; spindle microtubule
Molecular function (GO): microtubule binding
Source: RefSeq, a predicted model, not a curated record
AGAGCCAAUCAGACGGCGUUCCGAAUGACAGCUGACCAGUAGGAAGGGCUGUCGCUUCUCUUUCUCGGUCUUUUACAAAGGCGGUGUCGGUUUCGGCGAAUGGGAGGGGGGGCGUGUCGCUUCAGGAGCGUCAACGAUUCAACAUGGAGGCGGCGGUUAACAGUCUCGAGGCUAUGUUCCAGGUGGCUGAAUCGGAUCUGGACAACAUUCAGAGUGUGUUGGAAUAUGAAACGAUGAAAGGGAUUCCUGGCGAAUUGUCUCAAGAGUACCAGGAAAAUCCUCUGGCUCUCAUCCAGCAGCUGUCGGUAAUGAAGUCGCGUUACAGAACGUUGUGUGAGUGGCUAGACAGGAUUUCCGCAGAGCAGCAGGAGUCGAUGCGUUCCAUCAGUGCGACCCUCAAUAAAACACUGAGGCUAGUUCAGAAGAUACAGCAGCAUGCCGGGAUUGAGACCUUGCCUCUAUCUGAAGAGCAGCAGCUUGCAAUGCAGCAGUUAAAAUGCUAAGCGUUUCAAAAGACAGACGCUCUGUCAAAACAGAAAUGUCUGAAAGAAUAACAAAUCCACUGAUUCCGGAAGAACCUGGCUGGAUUUUAAGCAGCCAGAAAAGAUUGUGAUGCUUUCAGAUUUGCACAUGUUGAUCUUUGGUAUCCAGCUUUUCUGUACAUAGUUCCAAAACUCUUUGCUGGCAGCGAAGAUCGCUGCGGUGUAAGUUAAUACGUGCCUGUCAUCGUGAUAUUGUGUAACGUUUUGAAAAUGGGUAACUCUCAAACUGGUGAUAUUUUUAUGUUGGAAGCUGUUACAGACAUUUUCCAAUAGUGGUAAUCUGCUGCAUCAUGAUGAUGUGAACUCCAAGUUGCAUGUGUACAUAAUUUAUUUUGCAAGUCUUAUUUCAUGCCUUAAAAUGGAUUAAGUCAGAAAAAAUGGCUCUUCUUUUUGAAUUACUAGCUCCAUGGUAGGAUCUUCUGCUUGAUCAGUGGAAAUAAGUUGUGGUUUGACAGCUUUGACUGUUUCAUGGUUUUGCUUCCACUUGUGACAGAUUCCAUAUGGCCCACGUUCUAGAGUUUCAUGAAUAGAAGCAAUUUGGAGCUGGGCUUGGUGAGUUGCACUUAAAUCAGCCAAUAUAUUUAUAGACUACCUUGCCCACAUCUUUGUUGCUGUAAAAUAAUGACAUGUGUUAAACACUACACAUCCUCAGAAAUGACAAGAUGGGACAUGCCCUAAAAUAAAGCUUCCCUUAGCAGUAAAAGAUCACACAAACAUUUUUUUAAAAGCUUUUCUUUUUUCCCUACAAUGGUUCAUUCAAACAAACAUGAAUUUUACCUGCUUCUACCAGUGUCAUCCAAGUCAUAGCUUGUGAACUCAAGGAAAAAAUGAAACGGUUAUGACUUUCAAAUUUUUAUAGUGCCAGUUAAGGCAGACAUGCAAAACACUUUUUAAAAAGUUUCUUAAAGAUUAUAGAAGGUUAGAACUGGUAUCUUUCCAUUGGUAUGUGAGAAUAAAAGGCUGAUUCUUACUACUUAA